AUGUUUUCUAAUAUUUUGGCUAACCAUUGUGUAGUUACAAUAACAUAUGUUCACUUUUUGAUCAAAUACGAACUUUGCGAACUUAACAAGCCUUUGCCGGACCUAUUCACGACCAAGACAGGUAUUAGAGACUUUAUCAAGGCAAACUUGGACAAAGACGGCCGAAUGGAUUUUGCUCGAUUAAGGGAGAUAUUGUACAAUAUAUCAUUUAUAUUUGAGGAAGAGAUUGAGGUACCCAGUGCGGAAGAACUGACUAUAAAUUAUGAAUAUUCAAAUGACCAAGUUCAUAUUUACCUCCUAUCGUUCUCAACUGAAGCAACACCAAAGUUAAAUAAGUUGGUUAUAGACAUGGUAGCAAGAGAAAUGGGAGAAGUUGAAGAGCUAGACUUUAAUCAAGUAAGAGCUAUAUGUAUGAAAUUAGCCGAGCGACCUGAAGAUUUCGACAGUAUAGAUGUAUUUAAAAGGAGAGCAUCAGAAUUAGCCAAUAGAUUUAAUAAGCAGGAAGUUUUAAUCGUUGUCCGAGCGUUUGCUGCUAUAAAAGAACCGGGAUUAAAUGCAACAAUAGAAACAGAGAUCCAGAAAUAUAAUGAUCGUGAUGUAAAAGAAUAUGAAGAGUUUAAAAAUAUAUUCUUGAAUGUAAAACACAUAUGGAAAAAACCCAUGAAAUUCUUUUUGGUUGAAGAAUGCAGGAAGACAUAUACAAGUAAUAUCAAAAUAGAAUAA
Messenger RNA from Adelges cooleyi (spruce gall adelgid), 723 nucleotides. RefSeq lists its product as uncharacterized. Bases 1 to 723 code for a protein of 240 amino acids. NCBI's taxonomy places the organism in Eukaryota, Metazoa, Arthropoda, Insecta, Hemiptera, Adelgidae. The record is from RefSeq and is a predicted model, not a curated record. The transcript has 6 exons.